UCUCCUUUUGUUCCUUUCUUCCUCCAUCGACAAUUCUCAUUCGCUUCCUCGAGACUUUUAUUUCUUCCUCUUUUAUUUACACAGAAUGUCCGAAGCAUUAGAUGACUGGGAACAAGCAGAGGAGUACGAUAUUAAAGCACCAGUCGCAGCAUCAAUAGCGACACCAUCAACCAAGAAAACACAGAUACCCUCAUCAAUAUUAGCAAGAUCAUCAUUAUCAUCAUCAUCGCCAUCGUCAACACCAACAUCAGCAUCAGCAUCAGCAGUGUCAACAGCCCCUAAUAAUACAACUAUUGCAAAACGAGGAGAUUUUAAGCCUAUUUUACUCCGCAGAGACAGCCCUUCAGAUUUUGAUUUAUCAGAUCAAACCAUUGUAGAUUCAGAGAAUGAUAGUCGGACCUUACAUGAACGAAAUCGUGCCCUGUGGGACAAAGCAAACUCGUAUGAGCAACCCAUCAUUUCAAGAGCUGACAAUACAAGAACGGAAUAUGUUCCCGAGAUCAAGAUCUUGAGGCGACCCAAGAGUCCUGUUCAUGAAGACAUGGCCAAAAUUCAACUUCAACAACAGAUGAAAGCCAAGACCUUGGCUCAACGUGAGGCUGAUUACAAUGCAGCACGUGAAAAGAUCUUUGGCACUUCCAACAACAACAAUAGCAACAAUAAUACCUGUAACAAUGACAAUGACAAUGGCAAUAACCUCAACAGUAAUAUUAACAAUAAUGGCUAUGCAAAUCGACAUUUGGAUCAGAAACAUGAUUUGAAAGGUUCACCCAACGGGUCACGGUCUUCUUCGGUCUCACGCUCAGGAUCACGCUCAGGAUCAUCAUCACCACUGCCAUUACCAUCUGCAAGUACAGGAGGAGAAGGAGCAGGAGUAGGAGGAAGUCGUCCAGGAUAUUUCAGUAAUAGGCCCAUAGAGUUCAAAGGCGUGCCCCCGACAUUCAAACUUGCCCAAAAAGUUUCAGCUGUCUCAUUACAGGACGACUCUAGUUUAAAUAUUAAAAACAGCCGCGGCAGUGGUGGCUAUAAUGUGAUCCGGCAGCCACAGGGACCUAGUAGCUCCCCACAGCAGCAUUCAAAGCCGUUCAGAGGAGGAGGAGGAGGUCGUGGAAAUCGUGGCGGCAUGCGAAGAGGUGGUAAUAUGCGUCAGGAAGAUACAUUUAGUGGAAAUAACGGCAAGGUUGACAAUUCAGGACAUAAAGAAACGGGUGGAUCUGUAGGUUUUAGGAGACCUCUUCAAGGAGGUCUUCCUCGUCCUCCAUCAUAGGAAGAGCAUAUAUGCCCCAUCUUUGCUCAUUCGAGACAAGGCCAUUAAAAAUAUUUUAUUUUAUGGAUAUAGACCACACAUUUUAUUUCAAAAAGAACCAUAGAUGAUUGAAUGAAAUAGAUAAACAAAAAUGAUACCAAUGCAAACAAAAUUUUUUUUACUC
Molecule: messenger RNA, 1430 nt
Organism: Lobosporangium transversale
Lineage: Eukaryota; Fungi; Mortierellomycota; Mortierellomycetes; Mortierellales; Mortierellaceae
Exons: 3
Coding region: 86-1267 (393 amino acids)
Source: RefSeq, a predicted model, not a curated record